UUGAAAGCGACCGUAAACUGCGACAUGGGGGAGGGAUUCUCCUUGUACACCAUGGGAGAUGACGAAGGUCUUAUGAAGACAAUCCAUUUAGCAAAUAUUGCCUGUGGAUUCCAUGCUUCCGACUUCUCAGUCAUGAACAAGACAGUUGCACUCGCCAAGUCCAACAAUGUUCUCGUAGGCGCCCACCCUUCCUUGCCUGAUUUACAAGGCUUUGGGCGUCGUGAGAUGGCAAUUGAGCCGGACGAGCUAGAAUCCUGCUUCAUCUAUCAGGUCGGUGCAUUGGACGGGUUUUUAAAACGCUACGGCCUUCCAAUGAAUCACAUCAAACCCCACGGCUCUGUCUAUGGUCAGACAGCACGCUCCAUCGACCUCGCACGGGCAGUUGUGGGUGUCACAAAGGUCUUCAAAGCUAGCGCGGCCGGUCCUCAAGGUGUAGCCUUUAUGGGGCUCGCUGGAACAGCUCAUCAACAAGCUACAGAAGAGCUGGGUGUGCCGUUUAUUGCAGAGUGGUUUGCUGACCUUGAUUACAAUGACGAGGGGAAAUUGUUGAUCACGAAGAAGCAUGAUCCAGUACCCAUUGAAGUCGUGCGUCAACGAGUCAAAAACCUUCUAAAGCUCCACAAAGUUUCUACGGUCGGAGGCAAGCUGCUUGACAUCGGAGCAAAUGUCACUGAGGUUUCCAUAUGCUGCCAUUCCGAUACUCCCGGUGCGGUUGAAAUCGCCCAAGCAGUGAAAGCCUUGGUGGACGAAAGCAACAGAGAAGCCGGUUAUGUGUAAGCGGUGGCAGAGAAUCUCAUAAAUAAGUACAAGAGGUUUCAGUCCAAAAUUCCACGGACCACAUUUUGAAGACGAUAACAACGACCAUCAAUUUUAAUGACUGGAACCCAAGCGAAUAAGG
Molecule: messenger RNA, 898 nt
Organism: Suillus paluster
Lineage: Eukaryota; Fungi; Basidiomycota; Agaricomycetes; Boletales; Suillaceae
Product: lamb YcsF family protein
Exons: 10
Coding region: 25-777 (250 amino acids)
Biological process (GO): carbohydrate metabolic process
Source: RefSeq, a predicted model, not a curated record